Onthophagus taurus is the source of this 721-nucleotide messenger RNA. The record is from RefSeq and is a predicted model, not a curated record. NCBI's taxonomy places the organism in Eukaryota, Metazoa, Arthropoda, Insecta, Coleoptera, Scarabaeidae.
CUGUAUAAAUUGCAAUUAUUAUUUUCUGUAACAAAAAUUAAAUUUUUUUCAGAUUUAAAUAACGAUUCGUCAUCUUUAGACUUUAUAAAGCAAACAGAAAAAGGAUCGAAACGAAAAUCAUUACCACCUAUACAAGUUAUACCAUUUGAAAAAAAUUUUAAUAGUAAAAGUACUUCAAUAUUAUUUCCUUUAUUGCAACCAGGCAUAUUUGAAUGGAGAAAAGCCGACCUAAACGAGUCAUCAUGUUCAGAAAUUAGUGAUACAAAAGACACUAAAGAAAUGAAUCAGAAAUUAGCUAAAAAGAAGCAAUACAACAAAAAUAAAUCCACAGAAACCCAACAACCUUUUGAUGUAUUAGGUUUAAAUGCAACAAAAAAUAUAAGUGGAACUAUUUUAGUAGCAAAAACAGGUAGUCAAGAUAAAACACGUCAAGAGAAAACGAGUCAAGUUAAAAUAAACGGAUCUAAACAAGAAGGUUCUAUUACGAAUCAAAAAUCGGAAAAAUCUGUUUUGAAAAUGACUAGUAUGGAUAAGAUUUAUAAAAAAGUAAGUGAUUUAAAAUGUUGUCCAGAUAUGGAAAAGCGAUCGUAUACAGAAUGUAGAAAACCGAAAUUAAUUCAAAGUGAAGAAACAAGUACGUCUAAGUCUAGAAUAUUUAAAGAAUUACCUUUGAUUUUACCAAUAAAGAAAAUUAAUGAUUACGAUUAAAACAUAUUUUGAA